AGAGGACCCGGAAGGCCCUUUGCAUUGGGACUGCUAGUUUUCUGUGGGUCACAUGCAAGGUCUCUCAUGGAGGGUGUCACGGUGGUCCUCCUCCUUAUCUGGACUCUGAUAUCUCCCAGCAGCAACGGCAAAGCCUGGCCCCCACACACGGUCUGCCGGGAUGGAAACUUGGAAGUGUUCUACCAGAGUUGUGAUCCACUACAAGAUUUUGGCUUUUCUGUUGACCAGUGUUCUAAACACUUGAAGUCAAAUCUCAACAUUAGGAUUGGAAUCGUUCUGAGAGAGGACAUCAAAGAGCUGUUUCUUGACAUAGCUCUCUUCACUAAAGGAUCGUCCAUUUUGAAUUUCUCCUAUCCCAUCUGUGAAGAGGACCUACCGAAGUUUUCCUUCUGCGGGAGAAGGAAAGGGGUUUCUAGAGGAUGCUGGCAUUCCUUGGCAUUUAUCCAUCCUUGUGAUCUCACUGAACUCAUCCAGAGCAGAUUUAUUAUGCUGGCCCCAUCAAUAAUCCUGGAUUUGAAAUUCUCGAGGGAGAAUACCAGGUCUUGCUGGAACUGUAUAAUGAGAAGCGCUCCACCGUGGCCUGCGCCAAUGCUACGGUCAUUUGCUCCUGAGAAGCUAAGACGCGGAGCACGCUCUGUCUCGUGGGAACUGCAGGCUGCCCACACUGAACCUGCUCUGGAAGAAACACCAGUCGACAACAGAGAGGCUCAUCAGAGGUGCAGGUGCAGAUUUUAGCCCCGGGGGCCAGACGUCCCCAGACUCCACAGGUGUACGUGCUUCUAAAGGAGCCUCCUGAUGGUCGCCAGCCCGUGGGUCCACCCUCCUCCAAACGGCCAGGCUCUCCUGCUUCUCAGCUCCUCGGGAGCACUUCUUCAGUUACCCAGAAUAAAGAAAUCUGGCCCACA
This is a messenger RNA of Herpailurus yagouaroundi (jaguarundi), 905 nucleotides long. It is a transcript of the gene LY86, whose product is annotated as lymphocyte antigen 86. The record is from RefSeq and is a predicted model, not a curated record. The coding region runs from base 67 to 735 and encodes 222 amino acids. NCBI's taxonomy places the organism in Eukaryota, Metazoa, Chordata, Mammalia, Carnivora, Felidae. The transcript has 6 exons. Gene Ontology annotation, biological process: innate immune response; positive regulation of lipopolysaccharide-mediated signaling pathway.